UAAUUUUGUUCGAUUGUGAGAAAGAUAUUUGCCUGUCGAACCUGUAUCUUCUCUACCAGAUGCCAUUUUCUUCACUAAUCAAAGAUUUUUCCACAGAACUCAUAUCUAGACUCUCUUGCUUGCCCAUCAUAACUUAAAGAAUAUUGCCCUAUUUUCUUUUCAAUUGCAAGAAACCUUGACAAAAUUUGGUGAUUUCAGAACCCACCCGCAAACUCUUCUUUGGAGCUAAGGGUUGGUGGUGUUUCUUGAAUCUAGGGCUAUUAUAUCGAUAGCCAAUUCCUAUCCCACCUUCAACAACAAAAAAAGUACGAAAAUUUGUCAUUUUAAAUGAGGGAUUUCCCUUCUUGCUUUGGCGAAAAUGGUGUUCAAAUCGCUGAUGCUUCGUCUUCAUCAAGUGCUUCGAUUACUACAGCUAGUGGUAAAAUUGGUCAGAAUCUCGUUACUUGUGUUUAUCAGUGUAGAUUGCGCAAUUUUUCUUGCUUCAUUAUCACUGUUACUUGGACUAAAAACUUGAUGGGUCAAGGUCUUUCUGUUCAAAUUGACGAUUCCACCAAUCAAUGUUUGUGUAAAGUUGAAAUUAAACCAUGGUUGUUCUCCAAACGAAGAGGGUGUAAGAAUAUUGAAGUGAGUUCUAAGUUAAUCGACAUUUAUUGGGAUUUAGCGUCUGCAAAAUUCGGUUUUUCACCCGAGCCACUUGAAGGCUUUUAUUUUGCCAUUGUGGUAAACCAAGAUUUGAUCUUGGUGUUAGGGGAUAUGGAGAAGGAAGUGCAAAAGAAGGUAGACGUGUCCUCCUUUGCCCCAAAUGUUGUUUUCUUGUCGAAAAAAGAGCAUAUUUUUGGGAAGAAAGUGUAUGCCACUAAAGCUCGAUUGUGCGGAAAAGGGAAAAUGCAUGAUGUUUCGAUUGAAUGUGAUGCAUUGGGCACCAAUGAUCCAUAUCUAUUGAUCCGUGUAGAUGGUAAAACAAUGAUGCAAGUGAAACAUCUUAGAUGGAAAUUCAGGGGAAACUAUACGAUUUUGGUGGAUGGAUUGCCAGUUGAAGUGUAUUGGGAUGUGCACAAUUGGCUCUUUGGUAAACUAAUGGGAGAAGCUAUUUUCUUGUUUCAGACUUGUUUAUCAGCUGAGAAAUUGUGGGCGAGUCCAUCUAUGUUGGAUUCCUCUUGGUCAGGCUCGUGUUCUAGAGAUCCACAUUCACAAGGUUUAGGUUUCUCUUUAGUGUUGUGUGCUUGGAAAAACGAAUAGAAUUAGGCUUUUAGUUAAUACGUUUUCUAUGAUGUUAUGCAAGAUGUUAUCCAGAUACAUAUUUAUCUUGACUUCGACUAUAAUUGAUGCAUUAUCUUUUCAA
Molecule: messenger RNA, 1342 nt
Organism: Lactuca sativa (garden lettuce)
Lineage: Eukaryota; Viridiplantae; Streptophyta; Magnoliopsida; Asterales; Asteraceae
Source: RefSeq, a predicted model, not a curated record